AUGUUGGCGCCACAAUAUCGACGCACCGUAGCUGAUUGCUAUGAUCGACAUCGUCCCAACAUGCCGAAUACAGCUCGCCCUCCACCGAGCAUGAAAACGGAUAAUAGCGAUAACACAUUUCACGCAAGUUUGUCCAUGUUAGAAAAUCCAACACAAAAUUCUGCCGCUGCAUACACUGCUAGUUGGGUUAGCAGUACUUCCAGCAUUCCGCCUGAGCUAAGGGAUGAGCCUGAGGUUCCUUCGUUCAAUGGUUCAGCUCAUAGUGGUUGUCGGGACGACCUCGCAGCUGGUGCCUCUGCAGUUUUUACCCCUCCGGUCAGUACAUUUGCUGAUCAGUUCAGCAACAUAUCAAUCACUGAAAAGGACGGUGAAGUAUUGACUACGCAGUGGGAGGACUCGACAACUCUUGCGGCACAACAAUGGCCAGGUCUGGGCCAAGAUGGCGAUGGAGGAGGUGCUCAAGCGGGUCAAGGAAGACGUCGACGAACGGACGAUCGUGAUCGUCGUGCUCGUGAAUCACCUAAGGAACUAACAUGGGACGAGCGCAUUCGAAAAGGCGCUGUUCAGAAGGAGCGUGUCGAGCAGCGAGGUUUGGAAAGACCUGAGAGAACUGAGCGUGAUGGACGUGAUAACAAUUCUGGAAAAGGACAUCAGAAAGGUCAACGUGGCGGUCGAUAUGCAGCACCUGCUAGAUCUGAACGCAUGGGAAGAGAGCCCAUACUUUCUCCGAUUCCAGGGGUAUUUCUUUCUUUUUAUUUCCGUUGUUUUACGGCCUUUUUUCUUUUACAAUAA
Messenger RNA from Cooperia oncophora, 792 nucleotides. The record is from the annotation of a GenBank genome assembly. NCBI's taxonomy places the organism in Eukaryota, Metazoa, Nematoda, Chromadorea, Rhabditida, Trichostrongylidae.